AUGAGCGGCGCAGGUCCUUCGACCAGGCCCGUCAAGUCGGCGAAGCGAACACCCAAUCCUCGUAUCGAUGUCAUUACCAUUCUCGACAGCGACGAGGAGAACAACGCGCCAGCUGCGAAGCGCGCCAAGAUGAAUGCAAAGACCAGGUCGUCAAGCUCCACCGCCCAGCAGCGCGGCAAGAGCAAGUCAUCGGUGCCUUAUACGGCGCCCAUCUACGUGACCACCUCCGCCAGCUCAACCAGCUUGAAGGACUUCUUCCGUCCCCCAAGCCGUACCACUGCCAAGGCUUCUCCAGUUGUCGACGACUGCAAGCUCAAUGAUGCUGUGGUGAGCGCCGAGACUGAGGCAUUCUUCGCAUCGUGGCGAGCUCGGCAGGUUUGGUCCCAGCUCCUCCCCCGGCGGCGUCGAGCUCUUGGGACCCCGCCCCCGUACGUCCUGCCUUCCCCCUCAGUCACUGACAAACAGCCGCCCGUUCGCACCGACGAUGACAUCAAGGUUGUCCGCUUCUCCAAGGGCAAGGGCAAGGAGAAGCCCGAAGACGCGCGCCAGCUCAAGAAGCACACGGACGCCAAGGCCCGCGCCGACAAGGCCAAGCUCGAGCAGCAGGAGAAGAAGGAGAGGAAGUCUCAGCGCGACGCUAAGGUACGUGCGCCUUCCUCGGUGGUGACUGACCCAGUGCAGCGCAAGGAGCUGAAGAAGCGCCUCGACGCCGAGUCGGAUAGGGAUUCAUCCGACGAUGAGGUAUGGAUCACUGGUGUCACGUCGCUGACGACAGGAGCAGGACAACUCAUGGGCUCUCCCAAAGGAGCUGUACAGGUGCGGGCAUCGAAUCAUCGAGAUAGAAAGCAGGGCAAAAAGAAGGACCUGGGACCUAUCAAAGUGACUUAUGAGGAGAUGUAUGGACCGGAGAAGAACAAUGAGGUCCCGCUCGAUGACAAGCAGCAGGAGGAUGCCGCCAAUGCUGCCGAUGCCCCAGCGAGGUUGUUAACCACGUCCGGAUCGGUCAGCAGUCCAUCCGAGUCGGCCAGUUCAUCUACGUCGCUCAGCAGUCCAUCAGCGACCUCGGCCGGUCGUUCAGCCUCCAUCGAUCCUCCUCCCCCAUCUAAGCCCAAGCCCGAUUCUCCAGCCCCCAUCUCCCCCAGCAGCGCGCGAACUGCAGACCACGACAGUAUCGACGUACUUGACAAGAUCGCACACUCCCUCGAGUACAUCUACCGGCAACGCAACUUGAACCUGUACUUCGAAACCGAUCUCAACUCGACGUCGAAAAGAAACAAGGUUGCGAAUGACGUCCUCGCCAAUCUCGCCCCAGGGGCUCUGCAGAUCCUCGCUGACGGCAGGCGUCUGGCAGUUCCCCCUAUAUAA
Messenger RNA from Trichosporon asahii var. asahii CBS 2479, 1365 nucleotides. RefSeq lists its product as uncharacterized. The record is from RefSeq and is a predicted model, not a curated record. The transcript has 7 exons. The coding region runs from base 1 to 1365 and encodes 454 amino acids. Lineage: Eukaryota; Fungi; Basidiomycota; Tremellomycetes; Trichosporonales; Trichosporonaceae.